UCAAGUGAUAAAAUUCUGCUGAACUUGCUUCAUAGAUCAAAAGAGAAAAAGUCCAAAAAAAUGCACAUAAGCUCUUUCCUUCAAUAAUCCAUAUUUUAGCUAAAUUGUGAUUAAAGUGAGAUUAGGAGCUGCAUAUAUAAAGUUAAUUCCUAACAGAAUUGAGGACGCUAAUCACAAUUCCAAAAACUUCUGCAUAUUCACAUUUCACUGCAUAACAGAAAACAUUCUCUCAUUCUCCCAUUUUUUGCAAAAAAAUUUCAAUAACAUUCUGCAUCAAUGGAAGAAUUUCCAUGAAUCUUUGUAAUAAUUCCUUGUAUAUUCAUCAUUAUUAGGCAUUGUGAAGCUUCUGUUUGCAGAAAAAGUUCAAGAACCGCUCGCGAAUCGCAUCGGUGGAAUCAAUCCGCAACUUCCAUAACAGUCCAAGAAUUGGUAGGAUUAAGAGAUUUUGGAGCUUCAAGAACAACUCCACGCACCUUCUACAGCGAUUUGCCAUAUCUGUUUCAUGCGAAAUUGAAGCUCAACCGCGAACUCCAUUGCCGUCAUCAAGAAAAGGUACCUUUAGUUGCUCAAUUCCUUGCGAACUUUUGCUUUGCGUUGCUUAAGCAACUUGCAUUGAGGGACACUUUUGAUCGAGAUUCUGGUUGAGAGAUUUUCUGCUCCAAUAUGAGGACCGGUUUGAAGAACAACAUUGCUUACAGUUUCUUUGAUCCAGAGAUUGGUGUGCUCAAGGAUAUGAUAGCAUUGAUUACUCCUGACCAUGUGGGAAUGUUUAGAGAGUCGUACGGCGGUAUUCUGAAGAUGGUUUUCAGACUCACUGACUGCGACAGGAGCGCCAUCCACACUCUUCUUCAGUUCUAUGACCCUGGGUUGAGGUGUUUCGUUUUUCCAGACUAUCUGUUGGGACCUCUGAUGGAGGAUUAUGUCAGCAUCCUGGGUAUUCAGAUCCGUGAUCAGAUUCCUUUUCAUGUCACCAGAGCAGAGCCAGAUGUCCUUGGAAUUUCACGUGCUCUUUAUUUGAGUCCGGAAAUGGUCAAGGAAGGUUUGAAGGAAAAAGGAAAGCUACCCGGGUUUCAUUUGAGUUUCUUGGAGGCCAAUGCCAAGGAACAUGCUGCUGUGGGUAACUGGAAGACGGUCUGUGCUCUGAUUGCUGUGAGCAUUUAUGGGAUUGUGUUGUUUCCUAACCAGAAGAAUUUUGUGGACCAUAAUGCUAUCAGAUUGUUUAUGCAGAGAAACCUUAUUCCUACCCUGAUUGGAGAUGUCUACUAUUCAGUGCAUAACAGGAAUGAGAAGAGGCGUGGGGGUCUGGUCAGAUGCUGCUCUCAGUUGCUCUUUAGAUGGUUCAUGGGGUAUUUGCCUUCCCGAGGUGCUUUUGUUCAGAUUGACCCUAGUGUCAAGUGGUCCUUCCGAUUGAUGGGUCUGCGGGCUGAUGACAUUGCUUGGACUCAUAAUGGUUUAGCUGGUCAGGACUUCAUAUGUAGUUGUGGGAGUUUACCUAAUGUGCCUUUGGUGGGAGUUCAGGGUUGCAUUAAUUACAACCCGAUGCUUCUCCGGAGACAGAUGGGGUUUGCUAUAGAGGGUCCUCCUCUCGGGCGAGAGAUUCAGGAGUCCUUCUAUUUCCCGAUUGAUGGUAACCAGACCAAGUUGAGGCAGGUAUUGGACGAAUGGCGAGAUAUCCAGAGGAGGGGUAAGGUUCCUUAUGGCAAAGUCAACUGCCGGUAUUUUCCACUAUUUGAGGAUUGGUUGCGGAAGAGGAUUGAGUCUACAUUUCUACCGUUUCCUGGAGGUGACUCUGUGUGUCCUAGGAUCGAGGGUCCAAGUUCUUCUGUCAGCAUGGAAGAAUUCCUUGAGAUGAAGAGGGCUAGAGAUCAGUUACUUGCGGAGAAAGCGGAGUUAGAGAUGACUGUUGCUCGGAUUCAGACAUCCAACCAAGAGAUGAAAGUAAAGAUGGAAGAUCAGGACAAGCGGCAUGCCUUGGAGGCCAAACGCUUCGAGAUGGAUACAACCUACUAUGGGAAGAUCAGCCAGGCCUUAGCAUCAUCUAACAAGGAGCAUGACAUCACCAAGGAGAAGCUGUUCAGAGCAUCGAAGGUGAUUGAGGAUGAGAAGAGGAGGCAAAUCCUUGUCAAGGAACAGAGAGAUGAGAGAGCCAGAGUUCUUGCUGCAGAGUGGGAAGCGGAGAAGGCAAAGAUCAGGGCUGAGAGAGAUCAUUACCUAGCUGAGAGAGACCAUUACUUCAGGCAGAUGAAGAUUCAUCAGAAGGAAGUUGGAAGACUACAGCAGGAGAACACCGAGCUCAGGUUCGCCGCAGAGUUCGCGAGGAUGGAAGAUGAGAUAGGGCCACCUGCGGGACCCUCAUCUAGCUAGAUCUUUCAUUUGUGUUGGAUUACCGUCAGGCUUGUUGACGGAAUUCACUUGUUUGUAUUUCUUUUCCUGAUUCUGGAGGAUUGUAUUUGACUUUAUCUGAGUUGAUGUAUGACUAUGGCACUGAUAGUGCACUCUUUUGGUUAUGGAUGGUGAUUUUCAGUCA
Molecule: messenger RNA, 2527 nt
Organism: Lathyrus oleraceus (garden pea)
Lineage: Eukaryota; Viridiplantae; Streptophyta; Magnoliopsida; Fabales; Fabaceae
Exons: 2
Coding region: 664-2364 (566 amino acids)
Source: RefSeq, a predicted model, not a curated record